CUAAUGACAACACAUCACCCAUUGAACCCACUACGUCUGACUAACCCGAGCAGUGGUGGUUGAACACGUGCAAAGAGUGGGGAUUAUUGCUCAUGUACUACUGUACCACUAAACGGGAUCCGGCUAAGCGCAGUCACCAUGCCAGCUGAACAGUUCGUUCUGGUCAGUUUUCCGGCUCUCUUCUCUUGCCUUUUCGACUGUCUUCCUGUCUUGUCUGGUUGCUUCCUGUCUGACUGGCAAGUUGCAAUACGCACACACACCAAUCAAUCACCUAUCAAAAUAACUAAGCUGAUCGGUUUCAGCUCCGAUCCCCCCUCCCUCCCCCAAAUUCUGCAAUACUUGCCAACGCAGUAAGGGGGAGGGGAGAGGGGGUUGACC
Aspergillus japonicus CBS 114.51 is the source of this 378-nucleotide messenger RNA. RefSeq lists its product as uncharacterized. The coding region runs from base 139 to 354 and encodes 71 amino acids. The record is from RefSeq and is a predicted model, not a curated record. NCBI's taxonomy places the organism in Eukaryota, Fungi, Ascomycota, Eurotiomycetes, Eurotiales, Aspergillaceae. The transcript has a single exon.